AUGACGCAAGGUGAGAUGACUAUCACCUUACAGGAUAUGGCCGGCAUAUUGGGAUUGCCUACUAGCGGGCAAGUCGUUACCGGAUCUACAAAUGAGGAUUGGCCCGCUGUUUGUGCUGCUGUUUUUGGCGCGGCUUCACAGACCAAUAAGUUCCUUCAUUCAGGUGACCUCCGCAUCUCAUUUUUAGAUCGGUUAUAUACCCGGUGGACUGAUCAUGCUGGGGAUCAUGAUCGCGAGAUAUUUUUCACAAAGGCGCAUAUUGCUCGCAUGCUGGGGUGUUGGUUGCUGGCGGACAAGUCUGGAGGUAGCAAUAUCGGUUGUCAGCUAGUCCCGUUGCUGGGGGGAGGAUUUGAUGAGAUUGGUCGUUUCAGUUGGGGAUCUGCGGUUCUGGCACACUUGUUCAGGAACUUGUGCGAAGUAACAGAUGUCGGUCGAUCAGACAUGGGUGGUUGUCAUAUUCUUCUUCAGAUUUGGGCAUGGAUACGAUUUCCACCCAUUGCUCCACCCCUUCCUCCUCAUGCAGAGUCGGGCUUGCAUUAUGGAUGUCGGCUUAAUACAGUGGCAAAGUUUAAACCUCAUAAGUCACCCAUUAUCGGGCAACCUUGGAUACACUAUGUAGAGAUGAGGUACGGUUUUGGAUACUUAGUUGUUUGGCAACCAUAUAUCGAUUAUCAGUGGUUGGACGUGACUCCAGAGCAGCAAUACCUUUGGCUUGUUGGCGCACCCCUUAUUUACUUCCACACCGUAGAGGUAUGUCAAUCGGGUAGGUGCAUGCGACAGUUUGGUCUGGAACAGCCCACCCCGGAUGUGAGCAGGAAGUUGAGAGGGAUCCAUGAUCAUACACUGCGGGGGAAGGUUGACGAGAACUGGAGGCGUAAGCUUCGUCCAUGGAUACAGAGAUGGCAGGUCAGGGAGCAGAAUAUCGUUCUGCCCCCUCAAUUACUAGGGUUGAUGUCACCCAACCAUGCGUACAUGGAGUGGUACAAAGCGAGGGGAAAGAGAUACAUUUCUCGCAGGGCAGCAAAGAUUGGACGAAUGAUUGACGGUCUAGAGAUGUUGUAUCAUGCAACAACCGCGGAGGAGUUUCCUCGCUUCGACUUAGACUAUAUCCGUGAGGAGAUUGGCAGGAUUAUUGGGAUGUUUCGUGAGAAUUCACGAGUCGAUGAGCCAGGACCUGAGGCACCCCCAGUGCAGACACAGCCUGAUCUGCUGUUGUCCGUGGAUGUUCCCCGUAAUAGACAGAAGGGACGCGGAUUAAGACGUACGCGUGAGCGAGUAGCAGUUGUCCCUGUUCCGAUCAUUGCACCGAUGCCAGUGGUCGAGAGUUAG
Messenger RNA from Gastrolobium bilobum, 1329 nucleotides. Its product is annotated as serine/threonine-protein phosphatase 7 long form homolog. The transcript is spliced from 4 exons. Bases 1 to 1329 code for a protein of 442 amino acids. Gene Ontology annotation, biological process: meristem development; meristem maintenance. Lineage: Eukaryota; Viridiplantae; Streptophyta; Magnoliopsida; Fabales; Fabaceae. The record is from RefSeq and is a predicted model, not a curated record.